Molecule: messenger RNA, 3483 nt
Organism: Ictalurus furcatus (blue catfish)
Lineage: Eukaryota; Metazoa; Chordata; Actinopteri; Siluriformes; Ictaluridae
Product: rho GTPase-activating protein SYDE1-like
Exons: 6
Coding region: 14-2203 (729 amino acids)
Biological process (GO): signal transduction
Source: RefSeq, a predicted model, not a curated record
GGCGAGCGGAGGGAUGCUGAAGCUGAAGGAGAGGGAGAAGGAUGUACUCGAAGAUCCAUGGAGAAGGAGAGAGACAGAGGGAGCACCAGAGGAGCGGAGAGAUGUUCUUCAGCAAUCUUGUCACCCUGAUGCUCAUUAUCUGGGUGGCAGCAGCGGAGGUGCUAGUAGUAUUGGUGAAGGUGCUAUUGGGGCUGCUAGCGGUUCAGCAGGCUCCUCUGGAAGUCCUGUAGCACAAACGAAAAGCUCAGGAGUAAUCACCACCACCAGCAGCAGCAUGAUGGAGAAGAUUAAAUCCCCCGGCACAGUACGACGUCUCUCUAUGAAGAUGCGCAAGCUCCCAGAACUGCGGCGUAAGCUCAGUCUGCGCUCGUCACGUAACCAGAGGAACGUUCAAGGACAAGGUGGUGGCAGGGAUGCACCAGAGGGCGCCUACGAGGCCUCACCACCCAACGCACGUAAAGAAUCCUCGAACAAUGUCAUCAGCAGGUACCAUCUGGACACCAGUGCUCCCGCAAGACCGAGGCGCCGAUCAUCACGCAUGCGUUCUGCUAGCAAAGGCGGUUAUCUUAGCGACGGCGACUCCCCUGAGCUCCUGCCCAAACAGGAUUCGAGUCAGGGUUUGACUGAGGGGUCUCACGGAUCAGGUCAAGAGGCACAGGAGUCACCACAGGCUCCUCCACACCGCGGGUGGCAGGAUGCAGUCGGGUCUUUCCGGCACUACUCGCUAGCAGAGCAGCCGAGGUCCGCCCAGAGAGUGUCAGGCCUCCUCACAGUGCAUCUGCUCGGUGUCUCUGAACUCGUGCGAUCUCGCACAGCGAAAGACGUCUUCUGUGCCAUCCAGGUGGACGGAGUGACGCGAGCCCGCACCUCUUUGCUCACCUGCCAGGAGACGUCACUUCCGCUAAACCACACCUUCAACCUGGAGCUGGAGCGAGCGCGGAUGCUAAAGCUAAUCGUUCUCACACCAAGUCCUAACGCUGUGGACGGAUCCACAGGCCCCAGUGGUCAAACACGCAACCGGGUAUGCUGCCUCGGCGCAGUUGCAAUUCCCCCUCUGUUUAAAGCACAGCGAAAUUCUUUUCUUCGCAUACCCCAGCAUGUCAGGAAGUUGGGGUCAGAGCACAGGGUCAGCCAUGAUGCAACGACCCUGGAGCAAAGAGGGUUAAGGGGCUUGUGCUGCAAGCUUAGGUUUCCCUCCAGUGAGAUAGUUGUGAGUUCAAACACACACACACGUAUACACACACACACACACACGAAUACACACGAAUACCCACAGCUGAAGUUCCUCAGUGUGAAGUGUCAGAGUGCUGUGUCUGCAGGCAUUCUGAAGGAUUAUCUGCGUGAGCUUCCAUCGGCGCUCAUCACAUGGACUCUGUAUGAGGUGGUGCUGGAGGCCAUGUGUGUGAGACCGGCGUGCAGGAAUGUCGACACACACAGAUCAUACAACACUGUCGCCCUGCUGCAGUGUCUGCCUGAACCAGAGAGGGCCACACUGUCCCUCCUGUUGGAUCACCUGAGUCUGGUGGCUUCCUUCAGCGACUGUAAUCUGAUGACAUGCCAGAACCUUGCUGUGUGUUUCAGCCCUGUUCUGCUCACUCCGAUGCAGGACUCGUGGAAAGGGGCGGGGCCUGGCACUUUCCCAUCAGCCCCAGCAGGACCUGGAAGCAGCCUGGGAGGAAGAAGCUUCCCACAGCAGAGUAUGGAGAUGGCCAGCGCUGUGGACUUCAAGCGGCACAUCGAGGCUCUGCACUAUCUGCUGCAGCUCUGGCCGAUUCCAACAGGAAGCGUGACCGAUCGAUCACCCUACCGUUCAGAGGAUGAAGAGGCUCCUUCUCGUCCCUCCCAUAAUUCCCUGCAGCGUUGUCCUCAGCGCUCGGCGUUACGCGUGGAGCUGCCUUUACCACAGGACGUGGCAGUGGUGUCGCGCAGGGGGCGUGGCCGUCUGGAAAGCCCACCCUGUAAUCGCUACGCUGGUGACUGGAGCGUGUGUGGGCGGGACUUCCUGAGCAACGACGACGCAGAUUACGACGAGGUGGCAGGCAGCGAGAGCGACGAGGAGAAGAAGAAGGACUGGGCGUACACGGACGAUUUUGCGCUGGACUUUGACGCGCCGUUUACAUGCAGACUUAGUCUGAAAGACUUUGAUAACCUAAUUUCAGAUCUGGAGCGUGAACUCGCCAAACAGAUCAACAUCUGCCUCUGAGCACCGCCUCCACGUAAACCCCGUAUCUGCACUGCGUUCAGGUCAUUCAGCAGGAAAUACAGAAUUAAAUAUGUGCUACAGUUAGCUCAGACGGUGUUGAUCAACCAAGACAUGAAGUGCCUCUAAAUAUAGAAUGUGCUUUAUUUUUAUUUUUUAAUUAUUUUUGCUCUCAUCCUACGAGGAUAAUGUAGCUACAUAAUGGAAAUUUCAGUUUAGUGGUGUGAAAAACCUCAAACUGUCCAAAAAAACAAAAACCUCUGCAAUAAUCUCAAAACAGACUUGCAUAUACAGUCAGGUCCAUAAGUAUUUGGACAGUGACCAUUUUGUCAUUUGCCUAUGUACACCACCACAAUGGAUUUGAAAUGAAGCAAUCAAGAUGUGAUUGAAAGAAUUUCAGCUUUAAUUCACGAGGUUUAACAAAAAUAUUGCAUUAACCGCUUAGGAAUGACAGGUUUCUUUGUUUGUUUGUUUUUUGUUUUUUUUUUCAAGUCCCUCUAUUUUCACAGGCUUAAACGUAAUUGCACAGUUGACUGAUAAGCAGUUUCAUGGCUAAAUGUGGCCUGUUUACUCAUUAAGGGGAUAAAAGUUCUGGAGUUGAUUCCAAGUGUUAAAUUUGCAUUUGGUACAGUAGCUGUUCAUGCGAACUCUCAGUAUGCGGUCCAAAGAUGCAAUGCAAGGUCCAAUGAAGAAUCCACAUUUGCAGGAUUAUUUAGCCUCAAAAACAAGCACAACAUGGAUCAGGACACACACACACACACACACACACACACACACACACUACUUUCUAAAAACUUCCAGACCAAAGACACGUUUGAUGGUUGUUUUGCACUUCUGUAUUGCGUAUAUGGUUAUAUGAUGUUGCUGCUUACUUGGUCGAGUGCAGUACACGGUGUUGCCGUUGCUGGUGUAGCACUGUUUCUUUAACAUUUGAGCACGGUACAUAUGUUUAUCCGACUGUGAUUUAGUUAAUGAAAAAAAAAAAGGAUAUACGGAAUACAAAGGCCAUUAUCGAGCAAAGGUUUGCUCAUCAUGCAAAAUUGUUGUAAUCAUUUUUAUUCUAUUUGAUGUUGUUCUAUACAGUAUUAUUUUGUAUUGCACAUUUACAGCAAGCACUUAUUUUUUUUCUGUGUAUUAUGCCUGUUUACUAGUGUUAAAAAAAAAACUUAAAUUGGUACCUUUUAAGUACCCUUCAGUGUUAACCAAAUACAAAUAAAAGCACAGUAUUAUAAUUCCUAAACAAAUUUCUCAUGUCAUAAUGAUUAAAGCAGUAUUGUAUUCAA